Molecule: messenger RNA, 3309 nt
Organism: Juglans microcarpa x Juglans regia
Lineage: Eukaryota; Viridiplantae; Streptophyta; Magnoliopsida; Fagales; Juglandaceae
Product: ubiquitin carboxyl-terminal hydrolase 8-like
Exons: 13
Coding region: 124-2937 (937 amino acids)
Biological process (GO): protein deubiquitination
Molecular function (GO): cysteine-type deubiquitinase activity
Source: RefSeq, a predicted model, not a curated record
ACGGACCAAUAAAAAAAAAGACAAAAGACUUGGGGGGAAAAAUUAAUUGAAAAGAAAAAGGGAAGUGUGUUGCUGGAAGAAAAAUGAGAGUAAAGGAGUGGGAAGCCGUAUUAAUUGAGGCCAAUGAGCCGUCUGUCCGAGAAGCUCCCUCUGCACCUCCUCCUCGUCAGACCCACCAAGUUCCUCUCGCAAAAGCUCGUUCGCCUCUCCCUCUCCACGCUCCACCUCUGCAAGUCCCUCGCACGCGCCAUCGCCUCCAAAACCCUAGCUUUCUUCACCAUGGACGACCUCUUCUCCUCCUCCGCCAUCGAAGACGACCUCUGGGACAUCGACUCCAGAUACCGCUUCCGCCCCCAACGUCGCCUCCUCGGCGACGAUUACGACGACGGCGCUGACAACUCCAUUGACAAGGUUUACUUGGUUCCCUAUAGGUGGUGGAAGGAGUCGCAGCGUGAUCAUGAUGACGAAACGGGAGGUGUUUUAUACUCUGUAUCAGUGAAUGAUGACACCGACUCCGAAAUCGUUCUGGAUUUGAAGAAGGUCGAUUCUGGAAAGAGUAACAAGGCAAAAGAAGGAUUUUCAGGCCGUGAAUAUGCCUUGCUUCCUGAAGCGUUGUGGUUGCGGGCCCUCAAACGGCAUUAUGAUCUUAAUGCAGCAGAGAAGGAUAUUGGAAGUCUCUAUGGUGCUGGAGAUUCUUUGCAGGAUGUGUUUCCCAUACAAAUUAGGCUUUUUGUUUUGUGGGAAACAAAUUCCUUAGUGGUAAAAGUUAGCCAAAAGGACAAUGUGCAUAAUUCUUACAAGAGAGCCCGCAAUAUUUUCGGUUCUGAAUCUGAACCUUUAAGCAUUUGGGACUUCUCAGGCCAGACAACACAAUUUUUUUUUUAUGACAGAAUAAAUAUGAGUAAAGAUACUCCUGCACAACUGGGGAAAGAGAUUCUUCUUGAAUUGCAAGUCUAUGGAUUUUCUGAUGCUCCAAGGGGCAGAGAUGAGAGGAAUGGUGAGAUGGCUAUACAGUCCAAGGUGGAAGAUCCCUUUUGCAGUGGCUUUUUUAAGAUGAAUGGGAGCACUGACAGAGUGGACUGUUUUUUAAAUUUAACUAACUCAUCACGAAGUGGUGGUAGCUAUCAAGGAGCUGGUUCCUUGGGCUUGACAGGAUUACUGAAUCUUGGGAACACUUGUUUCAUGAACAGUUCCAUCCAGUGCUUGGUGCAUACUACAAAGCUUGUUGAUUAUUUCCUUGGAGACUACCAGAAGGAGAUAAAUUAUGAUAACCCAUUGGGGAUGAAAGGGGAGCUUGCUUUAGCAUUUGGAGAUUUACUAAGGAGGCUAUGGGCUCCAGGAGUGAGGCCUGUGGCUCCGAGACUGUUCAAGAAAAAACUUGCAGAUUUUGCUCCUCAAUUUAGUGGCUAUAACCAACAUGAUUCCCAAGAGUUUCUUGCAUUCUUGUUGGAUGGACUCCAUGAAGAUUUAAAUCGUGUUAAGUGCAAGCCGUAUAUUGAAGCCAAGGAUGUUGAAGGUCAUCCGGAUGAAGAAGUAGCAGAAGAAUAUUGGAAGAAUCACCUUGCUCGCAAUGACUCCAUAGUUGUUGAUGCAUGCCAAGGUCAGUAUCGAUCAACGCUGGUUUGCCCUCUUUGCAAGAAGGUUUCUGUCACAUUUGACCCAUUUAUGUACCUAUCGCUUCCAUUACCUUCAACAACAAUGCGGACAAUGACGUUGACAGUAGUGAGCACUGAUGGGACUACAUUGCCAGCUGUGUAUAACGUAAUUGUUCCAAAUAGUGGGAGGCUCACAGAUCUUAUUGAUGCCUUAAGCACUCAAUGUUCUUUAAGAGAUGAUGAAACCCUGUUAGUAGCUGAGGUAGUCAUAAAUGCUAUAAAAAGCAUUCUGAAUUGGCUUGAGCCAUCUGGUGCUAUAGCCUUGAUCAGGGAUGAGGACAAAGUUGUUGCCUAUCGGUUACCAAAAGACAGUGAGAAAUCACCCUUAGUGGUUUUCAAGCAUCAACAGGUGGAAAAUUAUGGCAUUACCCCAAAAAGGAAGACAUUUGGCAUUCCACUUGUAGCAAGGUUGUCUGAUACUUCUAAUGGAUCUGAUAUUCGUAAAGGGUUUUUGAAAAUACUCAGUCCAUUUUUAAUGCCCAACGAAGAUGGAUUAUAUAAUUACGAUGAGGGUGCAGGAAAUUCUGGUAAGGAAGAUUCUGAAAUGGAGGAUGCCACCAGCCCUACUGUUUUGGAUGCAGGUGCUGGGUCAGAUGGUGGUAGACUGGACGAGACACAGUUGGAUACUGACUUCCAGUUCUACAGAGGACCAGAGUUUUCUGAGAUAGAGAUGAAUGAGCCAGUACUGGUCUCGGGGUCGAUCAAGGAGUUGGAGGUGAUUGUUCUAUGGUCAGAUAAGAUGAUUGAGACGUAUGAUACAUGCCUUCUCAGCUCACUGCCGGAGGUCUUUAAGCCCCAGAGGUCCAUAAAUAGGACUCAAGAUUCUGUUUCUCUAUACAAAUGCCUUGAAGCCUUCUUAAAGGAAGAGCCAUUAGGACCAGAAGACAUGUGGUACUGCCCUAGCUGUAAGAAUCCUCGGCAAGCCAUCAAAAAGUUAGAUCUCUGGAGAUUGCCCGAGAUUCUUGUUAUUCAUUUGAAGAGGUUCUCAUAUGGACGAUAUUUUAAGAACAAGCUAGAAACAUAUGUCAACUUCCCAGUUGAUGAUCUGGAUUUCUCAACCUUCAUUGCCCACAAGAAUAGCCAGUUGUCCAAUCGCUACAUGCUGUAUGCCAUUAGUAAUCAUUAUGGAGGUUUGGGUGGCGGUCACUAUACUGCAACUGUUCAUCAUGGCAAUGGUAUGUGGGUUGAGUUUGAUGACGACAAGGUUUUCCCUAUCUCCAAAGACAGGAUAAAGACAUCAGCUGCGUAUGUUCUUUUCUACAGGAGAGUCCCGGAUGUAUAAUCCGUCAUUGUUGUAUAGUUAAUUCGAACAAUUUGGAAGCAGGAUACAGCCAGCAAGGAUACGGCCAAUGAAAUGGAUAAAGUUUUUUUCCUCGAACCAUUUCAUAGGUUUUCUCUAGGAGUAACACACUUUUGGUUAAACGUAGAGAAAAGGAACAAAGGAUAUAAUGUUGUACAGCUUUCAGUGGGCAGUAGAGACCAAAGGAACAGAGGAUUCAAUACUGUACAGCUUUUCAGUGGGCACCAAUGAAUGGGGAUAGGUUACUACAACCUUUUUUGUGUUACUUGUACAUAAAUUCAAAAUAAUUCUUGACUGACCCUCACACAACAUAUUAUUUAUUACAUAUUUGGAUAUAUUAUCCAUUUUUGUUUC